Messenger RNA from Hibiscus syriacus, 2424 nucleotides. Its product is annotated as ABC transporter G family member 22-like. Gene Ontology annotation, molecular function: ATP hydrolysis activity; ABC-type transporter activity; ATP binding. NCBI's taxonomy places the organism in Eukaryota, Viridiplantae, Streptophyta, Magnoliopsida, Malvales, Malvaceae. Gene Ontology annotation, cellular component: membrane. The transcript is spliced from 11 exons. Bases 65 to 2359 code for a protein of 764 amino acids. The record is from RefSeq and is a predicted model, not a curated record.
UUGAUCAUCACACUGUCACUUUCUCUCCCACUUCCAUUCCCAUUUUUUGCAGAUUCUAAAUCUGAUGGAAGGGAAGAAGCACUCUCGGUGUCGAAUUCAGACUUUUGAAGGUGUGGCAGAUGGUGCUAUGGCGGAAAUGGCUAUGAUUGAGCUGCCAGCAGACCAAAAUGCUGGAGUUGACAUACAAGAAGGGAUGCAUAAGCAUAACUCUGAUGAAAAAUCGGAAUUGCCAUGCGAGAAAACAACGAGCGAAACCGAGUCAUCGAGUACCGGAUUCUUGGUGAAUACCGAGUGUACUGCUGCUGAUAGCUUUGAUGAAAUAGAAUCUGUUUGCCCAGUAGUUUCCGGCAAUUAUAUAGACUUACCUUUCUUACAUCAUAAACCUGAAGCCCCCUUCUCUUCAGAUGAUGUUCCAGAUGGCUCAACUCCACCUAUUAGCGGAGACAAAUCGACAAGUCAGUCUCAAUUAAAGGAUGAAGAGUCAGAACCAUGCACUUGGGAGAACUUACGGUUCGAGCCUGCAUUACGAAUAUGUCUAAAGUUUGAAGACGUUACAUAUAAGGUACCAGUUAAAGGUGAAAAGAACUCAGAUGCAAACAAGUACAUACUUCAUGGAAUAACUGGUUUGGUACAUCCAGGAGAGGUUCUUGCUCUGAUGGGACCAUCAGGAGGGGGGAAAACAACUCUUCUUAAUUUACUUAGUGGAAGAAUGAAGUUCCACAGCGGUACCAUUACCUACAAUAAUCAACCAUAUUCCAAGUCACUGAAAUGGAGGAUCGGUUUUGUACUGCAGGACGAUGUCUCCUUUCCUCAUCUUACAGUCAAGGAAACUCUAACCUAUGCAGCUCUGCUCCGUCUCCCAUAUACCUUAACCAUGGAGCAGAAGAAGGAAAGGGCAACUAAUGUCAUUACCGAGCUAGGCCUCGAAAGGUGCCAAAAUACAGUGAUUGGCGGGACAUUUUUUAGGGGAGUUUCUGGAGGUGAAAGAAAAAGGGUUUGUAUUGCCAAUGAAAUUCUUCUUAACCCAUCACUUCUAUUAUUGGAUGAACCAACAUCAGGUUUAGAUUCGACAACCGCUCUUCAAAUUGUUCAGAUGUUAAGAAACAUUGCCCGGUCUGGCAAGACAGUGGUGACUACAAUACAUCAGCCUUCUAGUAGAUUAUUUAGUAAGUUCGACAAGCUGAUUCUCUUGGGUAAAGGCAACUCCUUGUACUUCGGCAAGGCCUCUGACGCCAUGCUACAUUUCUCUUCUAUUGGCUGUACUCCACUCAUAGCCAUGAACCCAGCGGAAUUUCUUAUUGAUUUGGCUAAUGGUAACAUAAAAGACAAGUCCGUUCCAUCAGAUUUGGAGGGCAGGUUUUCACCCAGAAACAAAAGUCUUGAUUUGAAACAUGGAGAGCCUUGCCAUGUUGAUGUCUAUGAGUAUCUGGUGGAAGCCCAUGCAGUGACGGAAGCGAAGUCGGAGAAGACAAAGCUCAUAAAUCCCCUACCGAUAGAUAGUGAAACUAUGAUGAAGAAAAGGCCGAACACAAUGGAAUGGGGAGCAACCUGGUGGGAUCAGUUCUCGAUUCUUUUCCGAAGGGGUCUUAAGGAAAGGCGACAUGAAUACUUCAGCUGCAUGAGUGUAACGCAAGUUUUCUCGGCUGCUAUAAUGAUGGGUUUACUUUGGUGGCGCUCUGAUGCUUCCUCUCCAAAGGGACUUCAGGAUCAGGCAGGCUUGUUAUUCUUCAUUUCAGUGUUUUGGGCAUUCUUUCCAAUGUUUAGUGCCAUUUUUACAUUCCCUCAAGAGAGAGUGAUGCUAGCUAAGGAAAGAUCGGUAGGAAUGUAUAGACUCAGUGCCUAUUUGUUAGCCAGAAUGACCAGUGAUCUUCCUUUGGAUCUCAUUUUGCCUUUAGUGUUCCUUGUGAUUAUCUAUCUCAUGGCAGGCUUGAAGCCAACAUUCACUGCAUUUUCACUCACAAUGCUUACUGUUUUCUUAAGUGUUGUUGCUUCCCAGGGCCUUGGCCUUACUAUAGGAGCAGCCUUCAUGGAUGUGAAAAAAGCCUCAACUUUAGCUUCUAUUAUAAUAAUGGCUUCCAUGUUAUCUGGUGGAUUCUUUAUCCAGAAAGUUCCGGUAUUUAUGUCAUGGAUACGAUACAUCUCAUUUACAUAUCAUACAUACAGGCUGCUACUCAAGAUUCACUACGGUUGCUCGAUCGAUUCGUGUGGUGAGUCGGAUUCAUCGUGUAGGUCUCCUUUCAAAGGAUUGAGACUCGAUUGGGAUGGCAUUGAAGUCGGUACAAUGAUAACGAUGAUCAUCGGAUAUAGGCUACUAGCCUAUGCAUUCUUAAGGAGAAUGAAAUUAAUGACAAUAACUUAGUUUAUAUUUUCAACAGUGAUGAUUUGUAAGCAUCAGCUUGAUCAAGCUAAUAAGGGGGCAAAAGG